Molecule: messenger RNA, 1192 nt
Organism: Lycium barbarum (goji berry)
Lineage: Eukaryota; Viridiplantae; Streptophyta; Magnoliopsida; Solanales; Solanaceae
Exons: 9
Coding region: 41-934 (297 amino acids)
Molecular function (GO): double-stranded RNA binding
Source: RefSeq, a predicted model, not a curated record
AGCCAAUCCAAACGGGCUCUUAGGUGCGGAAGAGGAAGAGAUGUCAUUGGAAGCUAAAGCAGUAGGAGCACACUGUGGAAUUGCCGGAGCUAUGCCUCUCCAAUUCCCCACUCGCGUGUCGUUCCACAGUGCAGUUCCUCUGCCAACACGCCGAUUCCAACCGUUGGCCGUUGUUAAGAAAAGCCCUAAACGCCUUAAAUACUCCGCUCCUCGCUUAACUAAGGAAGAUGGAUUGCUGUAUGUUCAAGUUGAUCAAUUUGGGUUGGACUCGUGGAAGUUGGAUCCAGUUGUUGAACUUCUUAAAGGAGGAGCUGUUGGAGUGAUUCCCACUGACACCGUGUAUGCAAUAGUUUGUGACCUGAACAAUCGUUCAGCCAUUGAACGUCUUCGUAGAAUAAAAGAGAUAGAACCUUCAAAGCCCCUUAGUAUCAUAUGUCGAUCCUUCCGUGACAUAGAUACAUAUACAACUGGAUUUCCCCGUGGUAAUGCCCAAGGGCUUACAGAUAUUUUCCGAGCAGUCAAGCACUGUCUACCCGGUCCUUACACUUUCAUCUUAACUGCUAGCAAACAGCUACCAAAACAAUGCACGAGAUACGGGACUGCAGCUUCCAGAUAUGUUUCAAGGAAAAAGGUUGGUGUCCGCAUACCUGAUGAUCCUGUCUGUCAAGCAAUCUUAGAAAAGCUGGAUGGACCUCUGAUAUCCACAAGCGUCAAGUCACCAAAGGAGAACGAGUGGAUACUUGAUCCCGUCAUUAUAGCUGAUGUAUAUGGUCCAGAGGGACUUGAUUUUGUUGUUGAUGCGGGUCUUCGAGUGGCUGAUCCGUCUACCGUAGUUGAUAUGACUGAAAGUGUUCCUCGGAUUAUACGGCAGGGCAAGGGUCCUAAGCAGCCUUGGAUGCUAUCGGAAGAUGAUGAGUCUGCCUUAGAUGAAUAGAAUCCCAUUACUGCUGCUGUUUAAGUAAGAAAUACUACUGCUAAGAUUUACACUUGCUCAAGCCAGAGCUCUUGUACGGCACACAGAUAAGAUGAUGAAUCCCUUGUCGAUCUUGAACAGAGUCCAUUUAGUCUUCAUUACUGUAGAUUAGUGUAAAUACUCAAUGUGGUAGAUCAAGAAUCACAUGUACUGUUUAUUGUCUAAACUCUAAAGCAUGUACUGGUCAAUCUCUAUCAUUCCCAGAGCCUUAUGCCUCUA